UAUCGUGUCACCAAAUCCGGCCGAAAGGAAAUACCAGCUUCCGCUAAGAUGAGAAUACUCUCUCGGAUUUUCGACGAUCAUGUUUUCCUUAAAACUUAAUAUGAAUACCAUUUUAAAACGAUCUAGAAUUUUUAAGUAGUAGGAGAUUUUCUAAUCUCCAUUUAUUUCUAACUGCAGUUGAUAAAUUAUUUUAUAAAACAAAACUCACGAUCAUAAUGUUCAUAUUAGCCGAUAGAGUAGCCGGAUCUUGCAAUUUAUAAUCUGAAAUUUUCCUUGAAACACAAUUCUAUGGCUGUUCGACAGAUUCGAACCAUGUGUUAACGCACUUGGUUAUGUUACAAAAACAAAAUCCCUUUUAUUAAAGUUGUAGAUAUUAUUGGAAUAUAGCUUAUCAAAAACUCAAAAAUGGGGCGCAAGGCAAAGUUUGAUGAAAGUGUUGUGCCAUCUGGUCCAGGAAGAAAAUCAAAGAAACAAAGUGAUCCUACUUUUCCAAAAGGGCUCAUAGUAAAAGAUGCCGCAAGUUUGAGCCAUCGACAGAAGCAAAGGGCAAAGAAAAGGCAGCUCAAAAGUAAAGUUCAGCAAGAGAAAUCAAAUGAACCUAAAAAAAAGAAACGUAAAGGACCCAUGGUCCAAGAGGUGAAGGAACCAGAAACUGAAACUGAAGAAGAGGAAUCAGAUGAAGAAGUGACCUCUGAAGUGGAGACAGAAACUCCUGAUGCACAAUUGUCAUUACCUGAUGCUGACAGUGAUGCGACGAACAGUGAAGAUGAAAGUGAAGCUGAAAGUGACGAUUCAGAUGCAAAAAAUGACCAGACUGAUGAAGAUGAAGAUUCUGAUGGCGAAGAAGAAUCCAAUUUACUUCCAAUUGAGAAAGCAAAUAUAAAACUGAAGAAAAAACAAGCAAAGGAAAGAAAACUAGCAGCUGAUGAAAUGCAGGAGUCAGUGACCCAUCAAGAUAUAUUCACCUUUCCUACUGCAGAAGAAUUGGCUAAUCCUGUGAGUUUGCAAGAUGUUCAACAACGGAUCCGUGACGUUAUAAUAGUUUUGUCAGAUUUUAAAAGACUGCGUGAAACAGACAGACCUCGAACAGAUUACACAGAGCUGCUGCAAACAGAUCUAUGUAUGUACUUCAGUUAUAACACAUUUCUAAUGGAGAAAUUGAUGCAAAUUUUCCCUCUCAACGAACUACUAGAAUACUUAGAAGCCAGUGAAGUUCAGAGGCCUAUGACUAUUCGUACCAAUAGUCUCAAAACAAGGCGACGGGAUUUAGCCCAAGCUUUAAUCAACAGAGGGGUAAAUUUAGACCCCAUCGGCAAAUGGACUAAGGUCGGACUUGUCGUGUAUUCUUCGCAAGUUCCGAUGGGAGCAACGCCAGAAUAUUUGGCGGGUCAUUACAUUUUGCAAGGCGCAUCUAGUUUCCUACCAGUAAUAGCAUUGGAUCCCAAAGAAAACGAAAGAAUUCUCGACAUGUGUGCAGCGCCAGGAGGCAAAUCCUCGCACAUUGGAGCUUUGAUGAAAAAUACAGGGGUACUCUUUUCUAAUGACGUAAAUAGAGAGAGAAUAAAGGCCGUAAUUGGAAAUUUCCACCGACUAGGGAUAGUAAAUUCUGUCAUCUGCAGUUACGACGGUAGAAAAAUACCUGGUAUUAUCAAAGGCUUUGAUAGAGUUUUACUAGACGCCCCUUGUACAGGAACGGGAGUCGUAGCUAAAGACCCAGGUGUCAAAGUAAAUAAGGAUGAGGUCGACGUUCAACGAUGCUGUACUUUGCAAAGAGAACUUUUGCUCGCUGCGAUAGAUUCCGUAAAUGCACGCUCUGAAACAGGAGGUAUUAUCGUAUAUUCCACUUGCUCCAUUCUUCCCGAAGAAAAUGAAUGGAUUGUUGACUACGCUUUAAAAAAACGAGACGUAAAAGUCGUACCAACAGGUCUGGAUUUCGGAGAAGAAGGAUUCACUAAUUAUAGACAGCACCGGUUUCAUCCAUCUCUCAAAUUAACGAGACGUUUCUAUCCUCAUACCCACAACAUGGAUGGAUUCUUUGUUGCUAAGUUGAAAAAGUUUUCAAAUAUGGUUAUCAAACAAGACAAAGUUGAGGAAGAAUCAGUCACCUCUGAUUAAAAUAAAUAGUAUGUACAGAAGAUUACGCAAAUUAAUUCACCUAUCUAAAAUAUAAAAUUAAUACGAUUGGUAAUCAUUCAUUUUUGUAUUUCUGUCAAAUCAAUUCGCAAACACAAAACUUUUGCAUCUUAUAUUUCAAAUGAAUAUACAAUUUUUAAACUCUAAAGUGCUCCCUAUUUUCCAACCUGUCAAAUAAUAUUUACAACUCUUCUUGAUUAUUUAUCUCAAUCAAUAUUCGAAUGUGUUCAGAAUUGUUUCUUAUCUGAUAACAAUGGGUAUGUAUGUAAAGUUGAUGUAGAUUUAUUGCGUUGUACAUUAAAUAUUAUUAUUC
This is a messenger RNA of Athalia rosae (coleseed sawfly), 2446 nucleotides long. RefSeq names its product probable 28S rRNA (cytosine(4447)-C(5))-methyltransferase. The record is from RefSeq and is a predicted model, not a curated record. Gene Ontology annotation, biological process: maturation of LSU-rRNA; rRNA base methylation. Gene Ontology annotation, cellular component: nucleolus. Gene Ontology annotation, molecular function: RNA binding; rRNA (cytosine-C5-)-methyltransferase activity. The coding region runs from base 406 to 2115 and encodes 569 amino acids. The transcript has 8 exons. NCBI's taxonomy places the organism in Eukaryota, Metazoa, Arthropoda, Insecta, Hymenoptera, Athaliidae.